AGCAGCAAUGACUGAGAUUUUGGAGGAGCGGCCUUUCGGCUCGCAGUAUACCAAUGUCUAUCUCUCAAUUUUUGUCCUUUUUUGCUUUAAACUUUUUGUCAAGAUCAGCUUAAACAUACUGACCCACUUCUAUGUGGUUAAAGGAAACCGUAAGGAGGCGGCCCGGAUCGCAGCUGAGUUCUACGAUUUUGGCCAAGGGCACAGUUCAUGGGCGGAUCGUUCUCCACUUCAUGAAGCUGCAUGUCAGGGUCGACUUCUGGCGCUUAAGACUCUUCUCUCACAGGGUUACAGUGCAAAUAUCAUCACCAUUGAUCAUGUGACUCCACUGCACGAAGCUUGUCUGGGAGAUCAUGUAGCAUGUGCCAGGGCUCUCAUAGAAGCCGGUGCCAAUGUGAAUGCUACGACUAUUGACGGCGUGACCCCACUGUUUAACGCAUGCUCGGCAGGAAGUGUCACCUGCACAGAGGUGCUUUUGGAACAUGGAGCAAAACCACAGGCAGAAGCGUUCCAGCCUUCGCCCAUUCAUGAGGCCUCUAGCAAAGGCCAGGCAGCAUGUAUAGAAUCUCUCAUCUCGUGGGGAGCAGAUGUAGAUUUCGACAUCCCUCAUCUAGGAACACCUCUCUACAUUGCCUGUGUCUCCCGGCAGCUCCAGUGUACACAGAAACUUCUGGAUGGAGGAGCGAAUGUGCAGAAGGGCCGUUUCCUUGACACACCACUGCACGCUGCAGCACAGAAGGACUUUCCAGAAAUCAUCAGAGUGCUGCUAGAUUUAGGCGCUAACAUCAACGCUCGCAACCUGGAGCUACAAAGGCCGGUGGAGACAGCGCCACCCAGCAGUACGGCAGAGGCUGUGCUCCUUCUUUAUGAGGCCACGCCGCGGUCUCUGUGUCAGCUGUGUAGACUGAGUAUUCGAACCUACAUGGGCCGAUCCAGACUGCAUCUGAUUUCUCACCUCAAACUGCCUACUCUGCUCAAGAGUUUCCUCCAGUACAGAUAGAUUCUGUACU
Messenger RNA from Sinocyclocheilus rhinocerous, 1007 nucleotides. RefSeq names its product ankyrin repeat and SOCS box protein 5-like. Gene Ontology annotation, molecular function: protein binding. The transcript has 7 exons. The record is from RefSeq and is a predicted model, not a curated record. NCBI's taxonomy places the organism in Eukaryota, Metazoa, Chordata, Actinopteri, Cypriniformes, Cyprinidae. Bases 8 to 997 code for a protein of 329 amino acids. Gene Ontology annotation, biological process: positive regulation of protein catabolic process; intracellular signal transduction; protein ubiquitination.